AGUCUAUGAUAAAAAUAUCAAUAAUAUUGACAUUUCAAGUGCAUUCAAAUUGUAUUGAAAUUAUUGAAUUAAAAGUGUUAUAAUUUUAGAGAGGUUCUCUCAUUCCACUAUUUAUUUCGUGCCUUGAAAUUACCUUGUUUGUCUAGUAAAGAUUACAAUAACAAUAAUACUGAAACUAAUUUACUAUGUCUGAGUUAAAAAUAUGCCGGAUAUGUUUACGUACCGAAGCAAAAGUUUACAAUUACGAACAAUUUCAAUUGAAAUCAUUUUACGAAGAAGUUUUAGCGUUAAAAGUGAGUGAAACAGAUGAGCUACCACAUUACUUCUGCUUUGAAUGUGCUACAUUGUUGCAUAAAUUUCACAAAUUUAAAGAAAAAUGCUAUGUGGGGCAAAAAGUACUGAAGGAUAUGUUGAGCAAAGGCCAAAUUUCUUAUGAAGCCAUUUACAAGUUAGAUUUUACAAACCUCUCAUCACUCUCAAAUCUCGCUCUGAAAUAUAAUGUAGUGAAAAUAUUUUCAACGGAAGAUGAUCUUGCUAUAAAAGAAGAAACAAUUCAACAUGACCAAAGAUUUACAAAAAUAGAGAACGUAGAAAUCGCUUGUUUCGAUGAUCCUGACGUGGAUCGAAAUGACGAUGUAUAUCCAAGUUUUGAUGAUGAUACCGAUUCAGAUACUAAAUCUACAAUAGUUCAAGAAAAAACAGUUGAAGAUAUAGAAGCAGUAAAAAUUGAGAUAGAAGAUGCUGAAGAUAAUUGUAAUGAAAAGAAUAAAGGUGAAUAUACUUUAAAACGGAGUCGGCUACUCAAUAGCAAACAUUGGAGUAAAAAGAGAUUAUCUGAAGAGGAAGCUAUAAAGGAAUUCAGACAAAGAGCCGAGAGUGAAAAGUAUAUGAUUGCUGCUUUCAAAUGCACUGAUUGUUUCAAAGGCUUCUCCAAGGAGGAAAUGUUAAAAAGACAUCGAAAGCUUACACACAAUCAGUCUGGAUCUGUGGAGUGCCGUUUCUGUCGAAUGCGAUUCAAAUGGAAUUGUCAUCUCAAGAAACAUAUUCGUCAACAUUACAUUAGGUACGAGUGUCUGCGAUGUGGAUUGGUCUGUCCUCUGGAAAACACAGCGUUGCUUCAUGAUAUCUAUCACAGUGGAAUCACGAAAAAAUGUGUGCACUGCAAUGAGGAAUUCAGACACUUCUCAACAUACUACACUCACCUGCGCACGCACAGAAGCGAGCACCUGUGCACGCUGUGCGGCUCGUCGUUUGUCAGUGAGAUGGGACUGCACAUGCAUAAGAGAGUCAAACACUGCUUCAAUGUUGUCAACGAUGAAGCUGAGAAUGAUAUUGAAAGCCCCGGUGACGAUGAAGAAGUGGACACGUUUUGCGAGCGAUGCGAUAUCCGCUUUGAGACUAGAAAGGCUUACGAUGAACACCUAUUUCACUCGGCGAUGCAUUCUGAAGGCUAUGAUGAUGAAAGAAAUCACGAAGACGCACAACCACGGAAAAUUUUAGGAAAAGUAUUAAAGGCAAAGAUCACAAGCAGAUUAAGAGAUAAAAAGAGGUCAAACGAGGACAUUUUCAAACCGCAGAAAAAGAAGUUCAGAAGAAUUCGGAGGGCCAGAACGAAACCUACGACGUGCCAUCAAUGUGGAAAACACUUCGAGACACAAGCGGCGUGUAUGAAGCACCACCUCUCUGAGCAUCCGCGCACGUCGUUCUUCGCGCCCAACGAGAGGCACAUCUGCGAAAUUUGUGGCGCUUCUUUGGCGCCUGGCAGCGUGACGGCUCAUCAAAAUAUGCAUACCCGCGAGCGGCUGCACCCGUGCGAGACGUGCGGCAAGCAGUUCCACUCCAGCGUGGGGCUCAAGCGGCACGCGGUAACCCACACUGGAGAAAAGCCUUACGGCUGCACGCUGUGCGACAAACGUUUCACGCAGAACAAUAGUAUGAAGCUGCACUAUAGGACAUUCCAUCUCAUGCAACCAUAUCCAAAACGAAAUAGACGAUAUAAGAAGGAAGAGGUAAAUGCAAGCAUAGCAGCCGAAGAGGUAGAAACAGAAGACAAUACAACAUUGUCUAAAUCUAAAAGUAUGGUAACGGUAAUUGAAUCCUCAACUGUAGCAGUAGAUACGGCGGCGGUGACUGUAUCGCAAGAUGGUGAUAAUAAUUUAGGUUACUUAACAAUCGGUUACCAAAAGUACCCCUAGAUAUGAAAACAUCUACCUCAUAAUUACUAAGUUUCUUAGAACUUCGUAAAUUUCGUUUCGUAAAACGUGUUUUUACCGAAUAUACCUCGGAGAGCACAGAAACUAUUCAAUCAAUCAAUCAAUUUAUUUAUUUGCAGAUACAUGCAUUAUAUAUACAGGUGGUCGGUAGAUGUAGAUGGUAAAUGUAUCUUGCCAAUUUGGCAUGCAAAUUAUUUAUUAAGUAUUUCAAUCUAGUCGCUCCCUCAUUCUACCACGGUACAGCGAGACGCCGUGAAAAUUGGCAUCCAAGCCCAAGCCUAUUUUGAAAGAUAAAACAAAAAAAACAUUCACAAAGAAAUUACCCCUAAUGGAAAUGAACCUAUUUUUGCAACAAACCACGGGCGCGCCGUAGUUUGUCGACCCCCACAGAUAUCUAGAAUCCCGUCCCAAAAACUUCUUUAAGGACCUAGACGACGUAACACUCCCGAUGGUCCGCGGGGGUCGGGAGGGGGUAGUGAUGCCCGCGCGCACGACUACAUACCAGCGAAGUCCUUCCCCUCCCGUCGCCCGCAUAUCAUAAGUGUCCCGCAAUUAAAAGAUAAAGCGCAAAUGGUAACGCAAAUAAAACGCAAUACAUUACCUAAUUAUCUAAACUAAUAUGAAUAGUUUUGAAAAAUCACUAGGGUGACCAAGUUACAUUUUUUUUAUUUCGGAUUUUACAUUUUUUAAUGCUGUAAGUAGCUGUUGCGUUUAGUUUGCGGUAAUAAUUAUUACGGCAACCCAAUUCGCAUUCCCGUGGUCGUUGAGUGAUUUUAAGAAUUAAUUAAGUAAUUAAAUUUCUGAUAUACUUUUGCAUUAAUUUAUUUGUGAUAUUGACUGAAUUAAAAAUACAUUGUUGUCUUUA
Molecule: messenger RNA, 3078 nt
Organism: Bicyclus anynana (squinting bush brown)
Lineage: Eukaryota; Metazoa; Arthropoda; Insecta; Lepidoptera; Nymphalidae
Product: zinc finger protein 431
Exons: 15
Coding region: 186-2195 (669 amino acids)
Biological process (GO): regulation of transcription by RNA polymerase II
Cellular component (GO): nucleus
Molecular function (GO): DNA-binding transcription factor activity; zinc ion binding; RNA polymerase II cis-regulatory region sequence-specific DNA binding
Source: RefSeq, a predicted model, not a curated record